CCAAGUUACGUUAAUUUAUAAAUAAUUAAAUAAUAAAUAUUAUAAAAUUAUUAUUGACAAUGCAUAGGUAUAGGACAUUAACUUUGUUGGUGGCAGCAUUGUGCUAAACAGUUCCCACCCGUACCUGGUUUUUUUUGGAGAAAAAAAAAAAAAAAAAGGACAUUAACUUUGUAUUAAUCUAUGUAUUUUCACAUUGUAGUCAUUGAAUUGCAAAAAAAGUGGAAAAACUUGCGAGACACAUACAAAAAAAAAUGUAUUACAAAGUCUGGCCAGGCAGCUAAUAAAAAAAAAAAAUACGUAUUCUCGGAAAUUUUAAAGUUCUUGCGACCAACAAUGGAAAAUAGAAAAACAGAAGGAAAUUUUAACCACGAAAGUGACGAAGAGGAGACUGAGGACGAACAAGGCAAAGACAAUUUGCAAACAGUGGAGGAGGAUUUAAUUGAAGGGAAUUGUGUCAAUGAUGAAAUCACUAAUUCAAAUCCUGUUUUGGAAACAUCCAUGACAUCUACAACAGUAAACAAAAAUGUAAAACCUAUGCCGAAACGUACGAAACCAUCAAAAAAAAUUAACUUUGAGGAUGAGUUACUAAAGUCUCUUAGGAGUGAAAAUGAAGCCACUGACCCAGACAAAUUAUUUCUAAUGUCCCUUUUGCCUCAAAUGAAAUCUAUCAGUGAGGAUAAAAAGCCAAUGCUCUACAUUGAAUUAAUAAAUGCUAUACAAAGGGUAAAAAAUCCUACUCUUGAUAAUACAUCAAUGUAUCGUCAAGUAUAUAAUCAGAGCUAUUUUCCACUCGGAGGAUAUUCGCAGACAGUAUCUGGACCAACAAUGUACUCUUAACCUGCAGUAAUACAUUCUAGUCUUCCUACUUAUAAUCAUGAGUCACUGCAGCCAUCUUUUUCAGAUAGUUCUAUUAAUUUACAUUAAGUAGGUAUAACUAAAUGUAUCAGAAGUUUUAUAAUUUACAACAUAUUUCACAGGAC
Molecule: messenger RNA, 980 nt
Organism: Acyrthosiphon pisum (pea aphid)
Lineage: Eukaryota; Metazoa; Arthropoda; Insecta; Hemiptera; Aphididae
Exons: 2
Coding region: 181-837 (218 amino acids)
Biological process (GO): regulation of transcription by RNA polymerase II
Cellular component (GO): nucleus; transcription regulator complex
Molecular function (GO): DNA binding
Source: RefSeq, a predicted model, not a curated record